This is a messenger RNA of Pecten maximus, 1350 nucleotides long. Its product is annotated as putative protein FAM47C. The coding region runs from base 1 to 1350 and encodes 449 amino acids. The record is from RefSeq and is a predicted model, not a curated record. The transcript has a single exon. NCBI's taxonomy places the organism in Eukaryota, Metazoa, Mollusca, Bivalvia, Pectinida, Pectinidae.
AUGACAUAUCUACAACUACUCAUCCACGAUUUCCUCACCCUACUAGCCAGUUAUAGCCCCGUGUGUCUCAUCACCCAACCAGCCAGUUACAGUCCCGUGUGUCUCAUCACCCAAUCAGCCAGUUACAGCCCCAUGUGUGUCAUCACCCAACCAGCCAGUUACAGCCCCGUGUGUCAUCACCCAACCAGCCAGUUACAGCCCCAUGUGUCUCAUCACCCAACCAGCCAGUUACAGCCCCGUGUGUGUCAUCACCCAACCAGCCAGUUACAGCCCCGUGUGUGUCAUCACCCAACCAGCCAGUUACAGCCCCGUGUGUGUCAUCACCCAACCAGCCAGUUACAGCCCCGUGUGGAUCAUCACCCAACCAGCCAGUUACAGCCCCGUGUGUGUCAUAACCCAACCAGCCAGUUACAGCCCCAUGUGUGUCAUCACCCAACCAGCCAGUUACAGCCCCAUGUGUGUCAUCACCCAACCAGCCAGUUACAGCCCCGUGUGUGUCAUAACCCAACCAGCCAGUUACAGCCCCGUGUGUCUCAUCACCCAACCAGCCAGUUACAGCCCCGUGUGUGUCACCACCGAACCUGCCAGUUACAGCCCCAUGUAGAUCAUCACUCAACCAGCCAGUUACAGCCCCGUGUGUGUCAUCACCGAACCUGCCAGUUACAGCCCCAUGUGUGUCAUCACCCAAUCAGCCAGUUACAGUCCCGUGUGGAUCAUCACGCAAUCAGCCAGUUACAGCCCCGUAUGUGUCAUCACCCAACCAGCCAGUUACAGCCCCGUGUGUGUCAUCACCCAACCAGCCAUUUACAACCCCGUGUGUGUCAUCACCCAACCAGCCAGUUACAGUCCCGUGUGUGUCAUCACCCAACCAGCCAGUUACAGCCCCGUAUGUGUCAUCACCCAACCAGCCAGUUGCAGCCCCGUGUGUGUCAUCACCCAACCACUCAGUUACAGCCCCGUGUGUGUCAUCACCCAACCAGCCACUUACAUCCCCGUGUGUGUCAUCACCCAACCAGCCAUUUACAACCCCGUGUGUGUCAUCACCCAACCAGCCAGUUACAACCCCGUGUGUGUCAUCGCCCAACCAGCCAGUUACAGCCCCGUGUGUGUCAUCACCCAACCAGCCAUUUACAACCCCGUGUGUGUCAUAACCCAACCAGCCAGUUACAGCCCCGUGUGUGUCAUCACCCAACCAGCCAGCUACAGCCCCGUGUGUCAUCACCCAACCAGCCAGUUACAGCCCCGUGUAGAUCAUCACUCAACCAGCCAGUUACAGCCACGUGUCUCAAGCGCACAGAUGUUUUAUUUGACUCUAGUUUUGUAUUACAUAAUUUGCAAUACUUUUAUUAA